GGGCGAAUGGCUGGAACCGAUGGUAGCUGGUGGAUGUGCGCGUGCGCAGAGAGGCAGCCGCGGGCCGGGCCGGGCCGGGCUGGGCCGAGAGCGCGAAUGGCGGCGAAGCGCGGCGCUCUGAUCGUGUUGGAGGGGGUGGACCGGGUGGGCAAGAGCACCCAGUGCAAGCGGUUGUACGAGGCCUUGCGGCAGCGUGGACGGGCUGUUGAACUGAUUUGCUUCCCAAACAGAGAUACUGAAAUUGGGCACCUGAUCAGCUUAUACCUGGAGAAGAAGUACAACCUGAAUGAUCAUGCUGUGCACUUGCUCUUUGCAGCUAACAGAUGGGAACAAGUGUCACAGAUUAGAAACAAGUUGGAGAAAGGGGUGUCUGUCAUUGUCGAUAGAUAUGCUUUCUCUGGAGUUGCAUUUACAAGUGCAAAAUCAGGUUUCACCUUGGAGUGGUGCAAGCAAGCAGAUGUUGGUAUUCCAAAACCAGAUGUGGUCAUGUUCCUUGAUCUUGAACCCUUGGCUGCCAUGAAACGUGCAGGCUUCGGUAUUGAACGCUAUGAAAACCUUGCCUUUCAGGAGAUGGUGCAUCAGCGGUUUAAAGAACUGAUGAAAGAUGAGAGUCUAAACUGGAAGGUGUUGGAUGCUUCUCAAAGUAUUGACGCCUUGCAUCAGGAGAUAAUGUCCAGAGUGGAGAAAACCAUAGAGAAAGCUGUGGAGGAGCCAAUCGGAGAACUCUGGAAAUAGUGAAUGCAGUAGGGGACAGGAGACUGCAGCUUCUGGAAAUCUGGAGCCACACACAAAGGAACUGGAGUGUAGGAACUCAUCUAUGGAAGGAAAUGGACAGUUGACUGGAACCCUUCAUCAGCAAUGGAAAGGAGCAGGGGAGAUAGAAGGUGUAGAGGAGGAGUUCAGAGGGGCGAGGGAGAAAAGCAGGGUUCAGGGGUGGGAAAGAGCAGGAUUCAGAGAAAUAAAAGGGAUGCUGGGUAGGGGAGGUGGAAGAGGAACAGUAGACCUCAGAGGCAGUGUGAGAUGUCAGCCUGGAGGUAGCUGAGGUACAGGCACUACAGUUUCAAACCUGGAUUUGGAGUCCUGGCUCAAACAUUUGUAUGUCCCUUGCUUAAUUUUUGUUUUGUCUUACCCUCUUGACAGUAUUAUGAAUGCUUGCUGGGGUUAAGCCAGUUUGGCCACCUAUUAAGCCAAAUAAUGUUGGUUUUUUUGAAUCUAUAACUGAAUCUGCUUUGAUGUGCCCAUGAUUCUGAAUUAUAGUGUGGAAGUAGAAAUUGACAACUGUUUCCAGGAUCCUGCUAGAACACAUCAAAUAACUGGAUACUGAUCAGUAUAUUUCCUUGCUCUGUUACUUCUCAAAAGAUCAACUGGGAAAGUCUGUAAAGAGAUUACACAUGAAUCAGAAUCAGGUUUAUUAUCACUGGCAUGUGACAUGAAAUUUGUUAACUUAGCAGCAGUUCAACGCAAUACAUAAUGAAAAAAAAUAAUAUAGUAUUAUUAUUAUUAUUGGUGUAUUCAGCAACAGGAAGAUGUUCUGUUCAGACCUAGUCAAAAAUGCAACAUAACCAUUCCUGAUUUGAUUCACCUAAAUACAAAAUGUUUUGCUUCCAGGCAUGGGAUUAGAAAAUCAGUUUACCAAUGCAAAAAACUGUUUCUUGUCCUUAUCUGUGGAAAUAUAGCAACCCAUGUCUCAGGGAAGCAGAAGACCAAAAUUCAGUGACACAUUUAUAAUCUUGCCUUACUUGUGACUUUUCUGUCAUGUUCAAUUGGCAGCAUUUCCUGUGGAGUAUCAUCUGUUCAGCUAGAAGUGGCACAGUGAUGGUUUAGUCCUGAUUUCUGCAUGUUGUCCCUGUGCUUGAGGGUUUCCUCAGUGCUCUGAUUUCCUCCAACAUACCAAACACAUUCCAAAAAUUGCCUCUAGUUUGUGUAGGCAAGUGGUAGAAUCUGGGUCAAGUUGAUGGGAAUAUAGGGAGAAUAAAACGUGAUUAGUGUAGGGUUAGUGUAAAUUGGUGCAUAUUCACUCAGUGGACUGGAGGGCCUGUUUCUGUCAUGUUUCUCUGAAAUAGUUACUGACUAGUGUUGUGGUUUCUCGUCCCCCACAAACGACCAGGAGACGCAGAAGAUUCUUCAAGAAGUAUUAAACUUUAAUUUGCAAAUCAAAGCUGAGAAAGUCAGUGAGCUAGUCGCUGAUUGCCCACCGAUCCUUGUACAUAGCAUUUUUUAUAGCAAUCUCCUGGUUUAGUUGCAUUAGCAUAUCCAAUUGGUCUAUAUCACGUACAUUCACCACUAUUGUUUCUACCUAUUGACUUAAUCAUGUUCUAAUCUACAUUUCUUAGCUACCUCUCAUUAACACACCAUUAUCUUCUACAUUCUUAAGAUUUCAUCCGCCUACUAAAUUGGAUACGUGCAUGGCAAAUAGCAAAUUUCAAAGCUGACUACAUAGUUUUGGUUACACGGCAAACAAUGCAACUUUUAUACGCCAAUACUAGUUACUCAUGUUCCUUGUGUAAAUUUCCACAUGGUUAAAUAUUGCAUUUUUGUAACAAUUAAAUUUAUCUUAAUAAAUAUUAAUAAUCAA
Messenger RNA from Hypanus sabinus (Atlantic stingray), 2575 nucleotides. RefSeq names its product deoxythymidylate kinase (thymidylate kinase) (gene dtymk). The record is from RefSeq and is a predicted model, not a curated record. Gene Ontology annotation, molecular function: dTMP kinase activity; ATP binding. Bases 7 to 735 code for a protein of 242 amino acids. Gene Ontology annotation, biological process: dTDP biosynthetic process; dTTP biosynthetic process; dUDP biosynthetic process. Lineage: Eukaryota; Metazoa; Chordata; Chondrichthyes; Myliobatiformes; Dasyatidae. Gene Ontology annotation, cellular component: cytoplasm; mitochondrion; nucleus. The transcript is spliced from 6 exons.